CUUCCCCGGCUGCACGCGGAGCCGGGACGCGAGACAUGGAGGAGACGCCGCCCCCGCUGCUGGGCAGCAGCAAGCCGCACCUGGAGAAGCUGACCUUGGGGGUCACUCGCAUCCUAGAAUCAUCCCCAGGUGUGACAGAGGUGACCAUCAUAGAAAAACUACCUGCUGAACGUCAUAUGAUUUCUUCAUGGGAACAAAAGAAUAACUGUGUGCUGCCUGAGGAUCUGAAGAACUUUUACCUGAUGACCAACGGCUUCCACAUGACGUGGAAUGUGAAGCUGGAUGAACAUACCAUUCCAUUGGGCAGCAUGGCAAUUAACAGCAUCUCAAAACUGACUCAACUCAACCAGUCUUCCAUGUACUCACUUCCUAACGCACCAACUCUGGCAGACCUGGAGGACGAUAUACAAGAAGCCAGUGAGAACCAGCCAGAGAAGCCUCACUUUGAUUCUCGCAGCGUGAUAUUUGAGUUGGAUCCUUGCAACGGGAAUGGGAAGGUUUGCCUUGUCUACAAAAGAGGGAAACCAGGAUUAGCACAGGACACUGAGAUCUGGUUCCUGGACAGAGCAUUAUACUGGCAUUUUCUCACAGACACCUUUACUGCCUAUUACCGCCUGCUCAUCACCCACCUGGGCCUGCCCCAGUGGCAGUACGCCUUCACCAGCUAUGGCGUCAGCCCCCAGGCCAAGCAAUGGUUCAACAUGUAUAAACCCAUCACCUACAACACAAACCUCCUCACUGAAGAGACCGACUCCUUUGUGAACAAGCUGGAUCCUAGCAAAGUGUUCAAGAGCAAGAACAAGACCAUAAUCCCCAAAAAGAAAGGGCCUGCUCAGCCUGCAGGUGGCCAGAAAGGGCCCUCAGGUCCUGCUUCCACCUCUAAAUCCUCCUCUGGGUCUGGAAACCCUGUCCGGAAAUGAGCAUCCCCCUCUGCCUCUCCACCUGCCCCACAGUGGUAAUGUCCAUGCACAGAUGCCCCGGGCAUGGCCCAACCUCAGAGUCUGUGUGUGGAACCACAGUCCUCUCUCCAUCUGCACUUGAUCUCAGCCAAAAGGCUGAGACGCGAUUCCUCUCCCCAUCUGAAUGACAGAAUCCUAGGCCUUUUACUCCCAUUGGCCUGAGCCAGGAGUUGCAAGGGCAUACUCAGGUCUCCCCAAGAAUCCUUCCUGCAUACCCAUUACAGCAGGUUGUGCCAUCUACUGCUCCUGGGAGCUGUGAGGAAUGUAAGCUUUUAUGUAAGUGACUAAGUAGAUCUGUUAAGAGCUUUCUUGUUUUUCUACCCCAACCCCUCUACCCGUCAGCAGUAAUUACAGAGGUUCCCCAAAGAAACCACUGGUUUUGACCUAGGAGGCAUUAGAACUAGGCUGUUCAAAUUGGUAGCUACUUUUAAAGCCGCUAAAUUUAAGCCAUAUUAAAAAUUCAGUUCCUUAGUUUUAUUAGCCACAUUGGGUAUAAUAUAUUCAUGUGGCUAAUGGGUUCUGUAUUUUGAUGAAACAUUUGUAUCAUCACACAAAGCUCUGUUGGGUAGCACUACAUUACAAUAUUUUUGCAUUACCCUUACUCAGAUCAGUUCAUUUUUGUUAGAGAAUAUUAAACACUCUCACAGUUUGAUGGGUUAUAAUGUUCCUCGUAAAAUCCUGAAGAUACAUUUUUAUGUUUUUUAUAUCCUUCCCCACAAGCAAAUCUUGCUUUGCUCAUUUUCAAUUUUCAAUAGUUUUUCAUCUUCAUCAGUUUUCUAUAAAGUUUCUUGUUUCCAGU
Messenger RNA from Odocoileus virginianus texanus, 1758 nucleotides. It is a transcript of the gene TPGS2, whose product is annotated as tubulin polyglutamylase complex subunit 2. The record is from RefSeq and is a predicted model, not a curated record. Gene Ontology annotation, biological process: protein polyglutamylation. Lineage: Eukaryota; Metazoa; Chordata; Mammalia; Artiodactyla; Cervidae.